AUGGCGCUUUUUAUUGGAAGGUACUGUCAAAAAUUCUAUGAUAAAGUUUGGUCCGUGUUGUUUACCUUCUAUUUAAAUCUUAGGUUAUCAUUGGAUACUCACCCUCGAGAUCUUGAACACAUUUUUGACAAAUAUGGACGUCUUAAUCGAUUAGAAGUGAAACGAGGAUACGCUUUUGUUGAAUAUCAAGACGAGAGGGAUGCAUCUGACGCAAUGAAAGAAACUGAUGGUUUGGUCGAGUACGCGGAAAUCGUAUUGUUGUUGAAUGGGCAAAAAAUGGUGGGAGAAAACCAGCCGAAAAUCAGUGCUUUAAAUGUGGUAGAGAAGGUCAUUGGGCAAAAGAUUGUCGUUCGAGCCGUAGAGAAAGACGAAGGAGCAAGAGUCCAAGAAAAAGAAAGACAAUUGUUAGGUUUGGGAGAAGUUCAAUUUGUUAAAUCAGCUAGACCAUACCGACAGUUAUAUAUAGAAAAACAUUUUAUAAUUCUAAAGAAUUGGUGCUUGGGACAGGAGGAUGAGCCUACAUAUUGUAUUUGGAAUUUAAUUGUUCCGCGGGAAGAAUUAAAUGCUAUUCAAAGACUACCAGAAUCUCGUUCUCGUUCUCGUUCACCUAAACGAUCAUUAACUCCUGCAAGACGUGAUCGUGAUGAUAGAUAUUAUAGGAGAUAUUCUGAUGAUGAGAAAGAUAGGAGGCAUAGUCAUGAUGACAGACGAUAUUCUUCGGAUAGAACUUCUAGCGAACGAGGUCAAAGUUAA
Funneliformis geosporum is the source of this 753-nucleotide messenger RNA. The record is from the annotation of a GenBank genome assembly. Lineage: Eukaryota; Fungi; Glomeromycota; Glomeromycetes; Glomerales; Glomeraceae.